UGGGCCCCGUGACCUCGAUCAGUCACGUGACCAGCGGCCAUUAUGUUAAACUGACUGCAUGAUGUGUUCGUUUAUUUCUAGAACGAAUGAAAUCAUUCAGUAAGAAAUCUGGCUUCGUACGAUGCCUGGUUCUGUAGAAAGAUGGCUACAGUCCUUCAUGUGUACGCAAUAUGCGCAUGUUAUUGAAUCUUACGGAUACAAAACACUCCAAGCAGUAUGCCACCUGCAGCUGCCCCAUUUACUGGCUAUGGGGGUACCAAGAAAUCACAGUGAAAUGAUAAUAGAAAAUGUCCGCAUUUUGAGACAGACAAUGUUUGGAAGGUAUCCGAACAGUCCAGAGUCAGAUUUUCAGAGCUACAGAUACAACCCACCCCUUAAUCCUGCCGUCAGUGCUCUGAAAACUGCAGCCAUGAAUGCAAACUACAGAGGGAUGACACAAUAUCCUGAAGACUACAGUGGCUACAAUCAGAGUGGAAAUAGUAUGCAUCCCAUGGGCUAUCAUCAGGGCCGGUAUAACAGUUCAAACAUGGGUAUGAUGAACCAUGCAGGUACAGGUUACGGAGUGCAAAAUUAUGAGGCUUCCCACCAUGGCCACAUGAUGAUGAGUGGUCAGGGGCAAGUGCCUCAGCACUCUGCAAUGUUCCAGCAGCAGCAACAGGCUUACAUGGCACCACAACAGUUUUAUACUGGUGGUGGAGCUAGUAGUAGUGGUGGUGGUGGUAGUGGUGGUGGUGGAGGAAGCCAAUUUGGAGGACAGCAAUAUCCCUUGCAGGGGGCUACAAGCAUGCAAGGAAUGGUGAAUGCAUCUCCUGGUUAUUACAGCAGUGCUGCUCCUCCAGGAGGGGGUGGUGGGAAUAACACAGGACAGAGUCCAGCGACAAGUAUGGUGCCACCACCACAUCAUCACCUUCGGAAUACAUCAGGCCAGCAGAAUCCCCAGCAAGUUGCUGACAAUAUCUUGCAGAUGGCCUCCUCCUCCUACCCUAGUCAUCACACGGUGGGUACUGUGCUGCAGGUGCAGGUGCCACUGAAAAACAGACAUGCUCCAUACCAAAUUCCACGUUCUCAUUUUAAUUACUCUCAGGACAAGAAUGUGGCUCAGGGCCAAGGAGUUUCUGUUCAAUCAUCACUAGGUGGUCAGCAGGCACUCAGUGGGCAGUCAAUGUCACAGCAGACUAUGACAGGGCAGACAUUGAGUGCCCAGCAAGCAAUGUCUGGUCAGUCCAUGGCAGCUCAACAGAUGAUAGGAAGUGGCCAGCAAGCUAUGACAGGACAGUCUCUAAACAGCCAGCAAGCAGUUGGAAGAUCACAAUCAGGAAAUAAUCUGCAGCAGCAAGUAGGAGUUGGAGGACAAAGCAGUAUGAUCUAUCCACAGUCAUCCCCCCACAGUCACAUAGGUCCUCAAGCUUCUCCCAUGAGCCCUCUGAUGAAUAGUCCCGCCUCUGUUCAAGGUCAACAGGGCCAGAGUCUGGCCAGUCCUAGUUCACUUCACAGUCCUGGAUCAACAUCAGCCCUGCGCUCACCAGCACCCUCUCCUGGUAUGUGUGGGAUGCGUUCACCUUGUUCUUUGUCAGUGGGAACCCCUGGUGGUGCCAUGCGAUCUCCUGUGCAACUUCCAACAGGGUUCUCAACCCAACAGAUGAGCUCACCUCCUCACCGCUCGCACAGUUCUUCAGAGACCCCUGUCAACACUCAAUGUGCUCCAUGUGUCCACUCUCCUAUAAGCCAUGUCAGUUCACCAUACACACCCAGUGGGCAAGUGACCCAUAUCGCUAGUCCCCCACAGCCUCCUUCUUACAUUACCCCAAACCCCAGCCCAUAUAGACUUUCUGACUCAAGUCAGGGACCUGGUCAUGGACCAGGAGGAACAGUGCAAGGGCAAGGUAGCAGCCCUCUGCAGUUUCUGCAGAAGCUUGUGAUGCUGCCAGAGACUCAAGUGGUUGAUCCUAAGAGUGUGGUAAGUGAAGCAUGCAUGGGGUCAUCGUCAUCUAGUGAGAGUUCAAAAAACUGUGAAGGCCCAGCAGAGCAGUGUAGUGAGGAUGUAGGCUGCUCUGCAGGGAACUCUUGCACUACAAGUCCUCUUGUUGACCAUGCUUCACCAGGCAGUGGUGAGAUACAGAGUGAUGAAAAAGCUCUGUCUUUAAAUGCAAGUGUUAAGAGUGUGACAGACUUGGAGAAGCUUGAGGUUGUUAUAACUGUACCAUUGAUGCAAACUCAUGAUGAGAUGAUAUCCACACAUGACGGCAGUCAGCCGUCAGCUGUGACAUCACCUUCCUAUUCUGUGAACGGUGCAGUAGGUUUUUCACCAUCCCAAAAAUUUUCGUCCAACUCUCAGGCAAGCAGUCAUUCCAGUACUUCACCUCAACUGGCCACACCAUCUUCCAGAAACUGUGACACCCCGAGUUCUACUUCACCUCCUUAUAACCUUAAUCCCAUUUCUGCAACUGGCAGCAUCAGUAGACAAAUGCAUGGUUCUAGUGAGAAAAAAACUGUCAAAUCCCCUCACAAAAUUCAGUCCUCCCAUGUGAAAUGUAAUGGAACUGCAAAACAAGUAGAUGCUAUUGUUGAUGGUGACAAAACUAACAGUACACUUUGCAGCAGCAACCAACCACUGACACCACAUAGCAGUCAUACAAAGGACUUGAUUACAAAUGCCAAGCAAGAGAAGCACUUGCCUUCAUUAAGUAAAACAAAAAAAUUAAGCUCUCCAAUAGCAAAAGAGCAAAUUAUUAGUGAGAUCCUUUUAUCCUCAGAAGAGUUCAAACAAGCAAACACUGUGACAGCAGAAUGUGCACUGAAAGUGGAUGUAAAUAAAACCAAACUUGCAAUGAAUGGCUUCGAGGAAUCAGAGAUUAAUGGCAAUGCUAGUGAAUUAGAUGUGCCUAGAUGCAAUCAUAUAUGCACACGAAAUCGCAGCAGGCAGAACUGUACUGAUAAAAGUCUAGUUGGCAGUGAUAUUUUAGAUAGUCAUGAGAUGAAAAAAAAGAAGGUAGUCUUAAAUAGAUGUCAGCCUAAGCAUGUUUCCAGAGAUGCAUUGUCUGUAUCUUCCCAUCGAGUGGUUGCUGCUGGCAACAGCCCCACACAAACAGUUGUUCAUUCACAGACCCCUUGCCUCCCUUCUCAUCUCUCAGAUAGUGAAGGUGAAAGGGAAGAACUGUCUGAUGCAGAAGUGGCUUGUGCGUUUUCUAGAAUUAGUGGUGGUGGGUUAAAGCGUGCUGGAAGUGUCGAGGAUGUUGGGCCUUUCAACGAUUCUGGGAGUGAUGAGGAAGACUUCAGUUUUUCCGAUGGUCUGGAUUUUGGUUAUGACAGUCCUCCGUGUGAGAUGACGGGGGAAGAUAGCUGGCAGUUGGAAUCUACUAAAAAAAUUGCCAGUGUAGGCCAAACUGAAGGUGAGGCAAGAUGUGCUGAUCAGGGUUCUGAGAAAGGUAGGAGUCCACAAAAUAACAAAAGUUCAACUGGUAACCUGGACAAAUCUACCAUUAGUUCCUCUUGCAGUCGCACUGUCACUCGCAGUACUACAGGCAGGGCACCAAAGCGAACUUUUGAUGAUACCCCAACCAACUCAAGGAGAGCCAGAAAAACUUUAGGUACUGCUUUUAACCACAGCAAUGGUGACUUGUGCACAAAAUCUGACAAGUGUUGCAUUGAUAAUGACAGUACUGAUUCACACACCAAAGAGAAAGUAGAUGAAGACAAAGACUCCUCACCAAAAAGAAACUGUCGAAAAUCUCCUGUGGUGGUGCUGACAAAAGCACCGGAAAAAUUAACUCACAAGAACAAAGGUAAAAAAGGCAGCAGUACAUCGAGAGGGUUAAAGAAUGACAAAGUAGGAAAGAUGUGUACAAAAAGUGAUGGUUUAUCUCAUCACAGUGAUAAUCAUGCCAGUCACAUGCUAAGGGGUCCUGAUGGGAGAUUUUUGCGGAAAACAGCAGGGAUUAAAUCCCGUUCUGGAACAUUGCCUGCUCCUAUUUCUCAAAUUAAAGAUGCCGAAUCAGAUGACGAGCCCUUGAUUGUUGUGCAGCGUCGUGCAAGUAAAGGCGAUAGUGAUAGUUCCAUCUUGGCAUCCACAAAACCAAUAUCUGAUAAACUGAAUGCACUUAAGUCUGAGCAAGAAUUAGAGUCAAGCAGAGUUAAUGUUUCUCUUUCACAGUCUGAGAUCCCACCGAAGUUGAGUAGAAUGGAUGGUGAUGGAUCUUUUAGUGUGAAGGUAGAACCUGGUGGAGGGCAGGCUACACCUUUGUUUCAGACAUUGACAACAGUGAAUUCUGAUUUGUCAUCAAGAGUCACAUCUUUUCCAAGUUUUUGUGAUCCAGGAACACAAGUUGUUUCUCCAUCUCCAUCCAAGUCCGAUUCCAGCACACCAAAGAAAAGAGGACGGCCCAAAAAACCAGGCACUUCAGGAAGUAAGGUGUCGAAGAAAGGCAAGAAAAGCAAGAAGAGAGAGUUGCUGCAUUGGCAGGACACUGAAGAUGAUUCUCUCCAAACCAUGAAGCUUAGAAGAACUUUCCAUCUUAUGCAGAAUAAGAAAAAAAGGAGUGAAUCUGUUCCAAAUGUAAGUGGCCCAUUUUCUCCAUUUGUACGAGUGGAAGGAAAGAAACAUACUCCUGUCAGAGUUGCUGUUGUGAAUCAUCCACUUACAGAAAAUGCUGAUCCCAAGGCAGGUAGCAAAAAAAAGGUGACCAGUGGCAUUGCUCUCACAGCUUCUGUGCAGAUUUCAAAUCUUCCAUCUGACAAAACGGUAAUGUUACCAUCAAGCAAAACAGUGGGUGAGACUGGUUGGACCUGUGCUUUAUGUGGGAAACGUAGCAGCUACAGAUUCUUGGGAGAUUUAUUUGGCCCUUACUACCUCGAGUCUCAUUUGGCUGUCCUUAACAAAUCUGCAGCAGAUGCAAGUAAGAAAGAUGGUAAACAGGAAUUAACAGGAGAGCUUUCAUUGGAGACAAGAUCUGCAAGAAGAAAGUCGCGUUGUGCCAGUAAUGGGUUAGAGGUUGGAGAGGUGGUGGUCACUCCUCAGGAAGUGUGGGUACACGAAGACUGUGCCUUGUGGUCCAAUGGUGUUUACCUAGUAGGAUCUCGCCUCUAUGGUCUGGAAGAAGCUCUCAAGGUUGCUACAGCCACAAUGUGUGCUUCUUGUCGAGAGACUGGUGCCAUGGUUGGCUGUCUUCAUAAAGGUUGCAACCAGAAUUUUCAUUAUGCAUGUGCCGUGGACAAAGAUUGUUUUUUAGAUGUUGAAAACUUCUCCAUGUUGUGCCCCAAGCAUAAAGACAAGAGACUCAAAGCAAAUGCUGUUUCCACAAGCAAGUCAUGACACUAGUUUUUAAAAGGUUAUGUAAGCUACACCCAAAUUCUUGAGAUGCAAGCCAGCAAACCAUUCACCAAGCCACCUAUCAACUCAUACUGCUGAGACACUGUCUUAAAGAGAUAGUUGCAGUCGACAGGACUAUUCAGUCAGGUACAACCAAGGCAGCAUGAUCAUGGGCAGAGAAAGUAGGCUGAAGACUUAAAAGAUUUUCUGACUUAAGUUGCCUACUCACAAGGUAUUAAUGAAGGAAGCUGUUGCAGGAAAUGAUAUGAAGAUUCAGGAAAACAGCUUAUUUUGGCUGUAAGCUGCCAGCAGAGUAUUGAUUUGAGUGAUGUGUCUAUAGUCUGGAGAAGAAAGUGCAUGAAGCAGUUCUGUUCUUGGUAACUGCUGCAGCAACAGCUGUUGACACUAUACCUGCAAAUCACCAGCAACUAUGUAGUUUUGACCUACAGUAUUUGUACCCACCAGGUCCCAAAGCCACCAAUAGGUUAUCUAUUAGGUAUAACGUAUACAGUCAUGUUUCUCAAGUUUAUAAAUCUCUUUUAUGAACACCAUCGCAUUUCAACGUCUUUUAAUAAUUAUGGUGGCGUAAUUUCUGAAGCCAAUGGCAAUGCAAGAAUUUGUACUGCUGAUAUGUUGGGACUUUUCAUUGCAUCAUUGUAAUGUUCAGUCACUCAUAGUUCGUGAGAGGAAUUGCCCAUUUCACAAAAUACAGGGAGUAUGAGAUAUGUUAGUUUUUUGGGGAAGGGGGGAGGGUUUAGGUUCAUCUGCUGUGCUCUAUUAUAUCAUUACUUAUAUUUUUGUUGCUUGUUGGUAAUUAUUGGAAAGCUUGAAUUCUGUUCUUAAAACUUUAACAUUGUCAUUAUUAAAUUGAUUUAACAAGUAGUUAAUUGUUAAACAGAACCAUUUAUUGCAUAUACAGUAAGUAGUCAACGCAAGAAAGAAUGACUUGAUUGAAAGAAUUAUAAAAAAAGAUAUAAAGAGACAGUAUAAACAUGACUAAUUAAUACUUAUUUCAGUGAUGACCAUAUCAUUGUACAGUUCUGCUACACUGUACCACUAAUGGUAUAUAAUAGCUAAAAGGUUAACGAUUACCCUUAUUGUUGUAUAGAAUAUGAUGUAAAUGAUGCAGGAUAAAAAUCAUCACAAGCGGCUAACAUUGUCUAAAUGUCGUGAAGCAGGUGAAAGAGGCAGUUAUACCUUUUUCAAGACAAAAAAUAUUGUCGCCAGUCGUGUGUUUCAAACCCUUCCAGAUUGUUGAUACUCCAUUACAGUCAUGCGUCGCUUAACAACAGAGAUGCAUUCAUUAUAUGUUUUGUCAUUGUGCUAAAUAGUGCACUUAGUUUAUCAUCAAGCAUUAUGUACUGUACAUAAUUGUAUGUGCUAUGCCUUUAUAUGUACAACUGGCAGCGCAGUGGGUUUGUUUACACUGUUGUCAUCACAGACAUGUGAAUAAUGCAUUGCACUGCGACAAUAUGAUGGCUAUGGCAUUGAUAGGUGAUAGCAGUUUUUCAACUCCAUUGUAAUCUCACGGGACUUUUGUUGUAUAUGCAGUUCAUUGUUGACAGAAAUGUUAAGUGGCGCAUGACUGUAAUGUCUUUUUUUUUUUAUUUUUCCCCCCACUUCACAGUAGGAAUUCUUAGAGUUAUUAACAGAAACUUGAGCACUUUAGCAGUGCUGUUCAUAUUUACAAUUAUUGUAUCGUAUGCUGCUCUUAGUGACAUUUUGUCAUGGGCAUUUUCUUUUGGGUGGGAGAGUCAGUCUGUUUAGAUGGCAUUCUUUUAUGAGAAAGGAGAUAAAAAGUGUGUGGUGUUAAAAUGUAUUGCCGUGAAACAGAUGUUGAUGGUUGUCGUAGAUGGUGGCUACAUCUGCUUUGGCUUUAUCUUGGUGACACCUUUAUUUUACCUUCACACUUGCUUCGUGUGACUUUGGUUGUGCAUUAUUCUUUGGUUUUUCCAUUUGUUGCCCUGUCUCUAGUGAGACGUUUGGUUUGUUCCCUGGCUUACAUUUACAACAGAGUUGAUUUAUACUUUUUGGAAAAGGUUAUUUUUACUCAUUGCUGUGUGUUUUCCUUUUGUCUUCAGUUUCAACUAAUAUGACUCUGUGUUAAAUAGUCAAUAUUUAGCUGGGGCAGCAAAUAAUCUCACCAAUGUCCAGAUAUAGCUUUUGAUAUCGGAUUCACAUGGCAUUCGCUGCAUUAUUACCGGCAAUUGAGUUAUCCUGUCUGAAGAAAAUUUGUUAUUUUGUCACCUGAGUAUUGUUGUUUCUGUCUGUACUCCCUUUGGAUGCAUAACUGAUGACAGGGUGAGAAAGGGUUAAAGUGUCAGCUGCUGGCAGCCACACUAUGAGGGUAAACUCUUUCCUACUUGAUGAACAAAUACACAUUCAUGAGAGCCACAAGUCCAAAGAUUUACUUAACAUGUCUACCUGCAUCAAUUUUGUCACAAACUGUCCACAACUAAUUUCAUGAAUCAUGAUGUGUAUGCUGUUUCUGUACAAAUGACAUUUGGCCAGCUGGAGGAGUUAUUUUGUAUAUUGCAACUGCCUCUCUUUCAGAUUGUGAAUUGUGCUGAGAUAGCAAAUUAAUCCCAAUAGCAAUGCCAACAAUAUUUUAAACUCAGAAUGGUCUUUCCCAGUUCUACUGCAUUUUGCCGCUAAGCUUUGUACUGUAGUGGCUAUUUCACAAUUUUGCUUGAUGAAAUGCAAUUGAAAAUAAAGUUAUUUUCGUCUUGGUAUGUUUAAAAUAGC
Pomacea canaliculata is the source of this 8050-nucleotide messenger RNA. RefSeq lists its product as uncharacterized. Gene Ontology annotation, cellular component: nucleus. The record is from RefSeq and is a predicted model, not a curated record. Lineage: Eukaryota; Metazoa; Mollusca; Gastropoda; Architaenioglossa; Ampullariidae. Gene Ontology annotation, biological process: regulation of transcription by RNA polymerase II. Bases 122 to 5308 code for a protein of 1728 amino acids. The transcript has 10 exons.